Eremomyces bilateralis CBS 781.70 is the source of this 1011-nucleotide messenger RNA. RefSeq names its product 2-deoxyglucose-6-phosphate phosphatase 2. The transcript is spliced from 4 exons. Gene Ontology annotation, molecular function: beta-phosphoglucomutase activity; sugar-phosphatase activity. The coding region runs from base 10 to 666 and encodes 218 amino acids. The record is from RefSeq and is a predicted model, not a curated record. Lineage: Eukaryota; Fungi; Ascomycota; Dothideomycetes; Eremomycetales; Eremomycetaceae.
CUAUUCGACAUGGACGGCACGAUCAUAGAUUCGACGCCCGCGAUCGUACAGCAUUGGCAUAAAAUCGGCAAAGAGCUAGGAAUCGACCCGAACGUUAUUUUGGAGACCUCCCAUGGACGACGGUCAAUCGAUGUGCUGCGAAUCUACGACGAGUCAAAAGCGAAUUGGGAGUACAUCACCCACGCCGAAGCCCAGAUCCCCCUCCUCUAUGGCUCCUCGGCCGUCGAGAUCCCCGGCUCCCGCGCGCUGCUCGAGACCCUCGAAUCCGUCGCCGCGCCCUGGGCGAUCAUCACGUCCGGUACGAAGCCGCUGGUCACCGGCUGGCUCGACGUGCUGCGGCUCGCGCACCCGCGGUGCUUGGUCACGGCGGAGGAUGUGGCGGAGGGGAAGCCGAGCCCGGAGGGGUAUGCGAUGGCGGCGAGGAGUUUGGGGCUACGACGGGAUGGUGGGGAGGGGGUGCUGGUGCUGGAAGAUGCAGCAGCGGGGGUGAGAGCUGGGAAAGCGGCGGGGUUCAAGGUGGUUGCAUUGGCGACGACGCAUACGGUGGAACAGCUGGUGCAGGCCGGAGCAGAUUGGGUGGUUCAAGACAUGAGAAGCGUGAGGUUUCUGGGUUACGGUCCGGAGAAGGGAGUUGUGACGGUUGAGAUUCGGGAUGCGCUGCGGUAGUGGCUGGAGAGGAGAGCUACAGUUGAAGCAUCAUGUCAUCGGAGAAUGUGGAGCGUCAGUGAAGAGUUGGGCGUUGGGAGUGAUCCUGGGAGAAUUCCCUGGAUCGACGGUGAAUCCUUCAUUCAAAUCAGGGGCUCAUCAGGAGUUCUAGAUACUUAGACAUGCAUCGCAAUCGAAGGAUACACUGCUACAUGUGUGGCCUUAUGCUCCACAAUGUACCAGUAUGACGGAUUGAUACUGGAUAAUUAGGGCAGAACGGAAGCAUUGUGGGCCUUGGAUACCGUAGUAGGUGGUUCGGUACUCCGUCCCGUUUGUACAAUACCUAUCUAUAGUAGGAUGCUCUUC